AUGACUCUUCUCCAGCCCCCCAACAACGACGAAAAUACAACCGUUCACGAGAACCCAGAAAUGGAUGUAAACGCCUCUGAUCCGUCCAUGGUUCAAUAUCAAUUGCCGAAUGAUCGGAAAGAUGAUCCACCUCAUCCACCACCUCCAACUCAAAUGUAUUAUUCCUUACCAAUGCAACAACCGCCACCUCAACAAAUGUAUGUGGUCUUGCCAAACACAGAAUAUGUAGCACAGGUUCAGCCAACUGUACAACAUGUACAGUAUGCGUAUGGUUCAACUGCCUCUGCCAACAACGCAUCCAUGGCAACCCAAUACUCAGAGCCGGUUCCCCAAGGAUUAAUGAGCUCUAAUGUUCAGAUUGUUUCCUCUCAGUCAAACGAAAAUGCCCACUUGCUUUCUCAAGACACAGAGGGAAACUAUGUGAUGAAGGCAGGAUGUAAUGUGAUGGCUUGGACCUACGGCAUUGUUGGAUGCAUCUUUUUAAUACUCUUUCCCUUCGUUGGAAUUCCAUUUGUUUUACUUGCAAUAUUUCAACGAAAUGCUGACUUUAUUUUUGAUGACAAGUCCAAAGAAUUGGUGGUUCAUUUGUAUGGGGCAUUCAUUCCAUUCGGGUGCUUUGAUCAUGAAGAAAGAAUAGCCUAUGAGUCAAUAAGUGACAUUGUUCUCCAAGAAGACUAUACGAUGAGAGUCAAUGGAGAGUGUUCCGGAAUAAUAUUUGCAGUUCUAAAGAAUGGCUCAAGUGUUAAAAUGACCAAAGGUUACACAGCAAGAUCAGUCGCUUCUUUGAGAGCAAGAAAAAUUAAGGAAAUGUUAAGAGUGAGACUGAACGCUUAA
Naegleria fowleri is the source of this 834-nucleotide messenger RNA. RefSeq lists its product as uncharacterized. Bases 1 to 834 code for a protein of 277 amino acids. The transcript has a single exon. The record is from RefSeq and is a predicted model, not a curated record. NCBI's taxonomy places the organism in Eukaryota, Heterolobosea, Eutetramitea, Acrasida, Naegleriidae.